Epinephelus moara (kelp grouper) is the source of this 820-nucleotide messenger RNA. It is a transcript of the gene ventx, whose product is annotated as ventral expressed homeobox. Gene Ontology annotation, biological process: regulation of transcription by RNA polymerase II; cell differentiation. Gene Ontology annotation, molecular function: DNA-binding transcription factor activity, RNA polymerase II-specific; RNA polymerase II cis-regulatory region sequence-specific DNA binding. Gene Ontology annotation, cellular component: nucleus. The coding region runs from base 33 to 620 and encodes 195 amino acids. The record is from RefSeq and is a predicted model, not a curated record. The transcript is spliced from 3 exons. Lineage: Eukaryota; Metazoa; Chordata; Actinopteri; Perciformes; Serranidae.
CACACACCUGAAGCUCACUGCUGGGACACAUCAUGGCAAACUUCUCUGUAGAAUGGCUUUCCAAGAGUUAUUAUGAGGAUGCUGCGCGUCAUCCAAAAGUCCACAGCGAAAUGGAGGAUUUUACAAAGGGAUCAAGAAGCCAAUACUCUCCAAGCUCUCCAAACAAUAGCUGCGGUUACACUUCGGGCUCUGAGAGCGAGGUUGGGGAUGACAGUGAGGGAGAAGCCGCCCAGCAACGAAGGAUGAGGACCAAGUUCACCUCCGAGCAAAUCGGCAAACUGGAGAAGGAGUUCAGCAAGCACAGAUACCUGGGUGCAAUGCAGAGGAGGAAGAUUGCUGAGAAGCUGAACCUCUCUGAAACUCAGGUGAAAACAUGGUUCCAAAACAGGAGGAUGAAGCUGAAACGGGAGGUCCAGGAGUUGCGUCCCGAGUACCUGUCGGUCCCUAUGAGCGCUCUGCUGCCGCCUCUGCUGUUUCAGCACCCCGUCCUGAGUGGACAGCUCCCCGCCGGCAGCGGCUUCUACCCACAGCUGCAGCCGCUCCACAGGUCGGCCCUGCCGGCUCCUCUGCACCACCAGCACCGCUCUAUGGCUGUGUCAAUGCCUCCACACUUCUACUGAACUCUGACACCCCCCCAAAACAUGUUGUCUAGAAUCUAGAUACUUUUUCAAUACUCUCUCUGAAAGAGGGGUUUAUAAGAUGUUUAAUAUAUCCAAAGCACUACAGUAGAUGUUGAUGUAAUUUUUAUGUAUGAUUUAAAAAAUGUUAAUGUAUUUGCAGCAAAUAUUAUAUGCUGUAUGUCACAAAUAAAACAAAUAAA